AUGGAGGUGGCCCCGAGGGGCAGCCAAGAAUCUGAUGGGAUGCUUGGGUGGACACAGGGCACAUGGAGACACCGGAAGCGGAAGGGGAAUUUCCUGGAGCGGCUGAUGGUGCGGACAGGACAGGAGCUGCCACUGCAGGAGCUGGAGGAGCAGUAUGCCGUGCUGGAGGAGCUGGGCAGCGGGACCUAUGGCCGCGUGGUGCUCACAGAGCCCCGGGAUGGUGGCUCACCAGUGGUCCUCUCUUUGUGCCUCUCCAGCCACAGCACUUGCAUCCGUGCCCUGCCCAUCGCCUUUGAGAGUGCCACACACUUUAUCUUUGGUCAGGAACUUGCUCCUGCUGGGGACCUGUGUGCCCUCCUCAACCCAGGGGAGGGCCUUCCGGAGGUGCUGGUGAAGCGCUGCGCAUCCCAGGUGGCCGAGGCGCUGGAUUUCAUGCAUAGCCGGGCCCUGGUGCACCGGGACGUGAAGCUGGACAACGUGCUGCUCUUCGAUAGUGAGUGCCGGCGGGUGAAGCUGGGUGACUUUGGCCUCACACGCCUGCAGGGCUCAGCGGUCUGCGCCAUGUCCAUCAUGCUUCCCUACGCUGCACCGGAGCUCUGCCUGCUCCAGGGCUCCGACACACUGGAACUGGACUCCAGCCUGGAUGUGUGGGCUUUUGCCGUGCUGCUCUUCUGCCUCUGUACGGGCUGCUUCCCCUGGGCUGUGGCUGUCAGCUCCGAUCCCCAAUUCGAGGACUUCAGCACCUGGCAGGGCAGUGCAGUGGAGUGGGGGGUGCCAGAAUCCUGGCAGACCUUCAGCUCUGGGGCACAGGAGAUGUUCCGGCGCCUGCUCACGCUGGACCCUGACCGCCGGAGCCCAGCCAUUGAGGUGCAGAAAUACUUGUCCCUGCCAUGGGUGAUGGCCCAGAACCAGG
Struthio camelus australis is the source of this 913-nucleotide messenger RNA. RefSeq names its product SH3 domain binding kinase family member 3 (gene SBK3). NCBI's taxonomy places the organism in Eukaryota, Metazoa, Chordata, Aves, Struthioniformes, Struthionidae. Gene Ontology annotation, biological process: peptidyl-threonine phosphorylation; peptidyl-serine phosphorylation. Gene Ontology annotation, molecular function: ATP binding; protein serine/threonine kinase activity. The record is from RefSeq and is a predicted model, not a curated record.